Messenger RNA from Mycotypha africana, 1065 nucleotides. Its product is annotated as 50S ribosomal protein L30e-like protein. Gene Ontology annotation, molecular function: structural constituent of ribosome. The transcript is spliced from 2 exons. The record is from RefSeq and is a predicted model, not a curated record. The coding region runs from base 213 to 650 and encodes 145 amino acids. Gene Ontology annotation, cellular component: ribosome; cytosolic small ribosomal subunit. Gene Ontology annotation, biological process: translation. Lineage: Eukaryota; Fungi; Mucoromycota; Mucoromycetes; Mucorales; Mycotyphaceae.
AAAAAGUUUAUUUUAUCUCAGCAUUGUCCGGUUAGCUACAAGAGGCAUCCAAAAAUGUUUUGUCAAAAAACAAAACUGAAUCUUCCCUUUUUUGCUCGUCUUCUAAACCAAUCCAUUAAGGUAUUGCAUCCGUCAUCAAAAGAACAUCUAUCAAUCCAUCCAUCCAUUCAUCUUGACUUAUUCGCUUACUUGAAUUUUUGAAAACAAAUAGUAUGUCUGAUCACGAAGAAGUUAUUAACACUGAAGAAGUCGUUGAAGUUGCUGCUGAAACCACCAGUUCUGGUCAAAUGUCCGUUGAAGACGCUCUUCAAGAAGUUCUUCGUCGUGCUUUAGUUCACGAUGGUCUUGCUCGUGGUUUAAAGGAAGCCGUUAAGGCUUUGGAUAGACGUCAAGCUCACUUAGCCGUUCUCUGCGAAUCUGUCACUGAACCUGAAUAUCCCAAGCUUGUUGAAGCCCUUUGUGCUGAGCACAACAUUAACUUGAUUAAGGUCUCUGAUGCCAAGAAGCUUGGUGAAUGGGCUGGUCUCUGUAAGAUCGACCGUGACGGUAACGCCCGUAAGGUCGUCGGUUGCUCUUGUGUUGCCGUUACUGACUUUGGAGAAGAAUCCGAAGCCAUGAACGUCCUUUUGGAUUACUUCAAAAGCCGUUAAAAACCUUAUUAUUGCUCACUAGAAUUUGUUCUUGAAUAAAUACAGUUCACAUCUAUAGUUUAUUUGUCUUUUUAUUAUUUAUUGUAUAUACAUCUUUGUCAGUUUGUUUGCGAAAGCUAAUAAACCAGUAUAGCCUCAAAAUUUGGCUUUUGAUCUGUUAUCCGUUCCUAAAUCGCGUUAGUUUUUCACUUAGAAUUACUGAAUACGUUAGCAAGUUGAAAGCCGGGACAUAGUUUGCAUUAAUCAAAUAAAUGUCUAGCGUUGUUUUUGUCAUCGGACCUUUUUUGCUUAUCUAUUGCUUCAAAUACCUUCAUAAAACAAAGAUCUGAUCGCAAAUGACACAUGAAUUAUGUUGGCAUAAGUGAAGUAUAAGUCAGACUCCGUAAUUUUUUUGGUUGAAACAGUGUAGCUUUCC